Molecule: messenger RNA, 632 nt
Organism: Anopheles stephensi (Asian malaria mosquito)
Lineage: Eukaryota; Metazoa; Arthropoda; Insecta; Diptera; Culicidae
Gene: mRpL36
Exons: 2
Coding region: 131-541 (136 amino acids)
Biological process (GO): ribosome biogenesis; translation
Cellular component (GO): mitochondrial large ribosomal subunit; ribosome
Molecular function (GO): structural constituent of ribosome
Source: RefSeq, a predicted model, not a curated record
CGAUUUUUUAUAAAAAGGAACGAUUUUUGAUAGCCGCUGGCCUACCACUGUGCCCGGUUCAUGACAUAACGCACUUCAGUUUGUUUACAUCCUUUGCAGCGUGAAAAGUGUUUUGCGCUUCCACCGUACCAUGUGGGGAACGUUACUCACCCGGCUACGAUCGGCUUGCACCUUAUCGCUCGCACGUUCCAGCGAGCUAGCGGCAGCGAUCCGACCAACAACGACCGGGGUUUCGCAUUUCCACUCGCUAUCACAUCCAGCCAAACCAUCCCCACUCACCAACCAAUGCAACCCGCAAGCGGUAAGCAAUCCGCACUUCCUGCAGGUGCGCCUCGUGCCAUUGCUAAACUUGGUCAGCGGGUUUAAAGUGAAGGGUCGGCUAAAGCGCCGCUGCAAAGAUUGCUACUUCGUGAUGCGGCAGGAGCGGCUGUACGUAAUUUGCAAAACCCAUCCGCGCCACAAGCAGAUGUCGAUGAAGAAGCAUGACCGCAACACAUGGAUACUGACCGACGCUACCCAGGGCAAGGUUAGAGCGUGGUGAACGGUUCACAUUAGUCAUUAGCUGCUGUUAGUAGGGAGUUGUGUAUGCACAGGCUGGAAGCAAAAUAUAUUAUUACGAAAAAAACCGUUCA